UUUAACUGGCAUAAGAGCAGUGCACCGCUAGCUGUGGAGGAGCGGGGAGCGCAGGGGUUUUUUCUGACGAAUGCGGGAGCUGAGAGAUGGGAGCUAAGGAGUCCCGCAGCCCAUCCAGAAUGCUCCAGCAGGAACGCCCCAACAACGCCACCUACGGUGCGCCCAUGUCCUCCACCCUGCGGUUGCUCAGCAACAACUCCCAGCAACAACAGCUCAACAGGAAGCUGGAGAAGGACAGCAACUUCAACUUCCUGGGGGAGAAUGACAGCACCAACAACUAUGAGACCACCAGGCUGGGUGGAGGCGGAGACGAGAAUCGCAACCAGGUGAGGCCUCGGUCGCUGGGGCCCAUGGGCCGAGAGCAGUCCUCCACCACCACCACCAUCAGCACCCAGCAGCACCAUGUGGGUAUGCUGACCAUGGGGCCUCUGUCGCCCCUCUCCCGCCUGCCCUGCUGGCGCCCUCUGGAGCCUCUGGAGGAGGUGGAGAGCGGGGACGACGCAGGAGGACGCGUGCCCCCGGACGGGGCGGAGGAAGGCCUGGUCGACGAGGAGAUGAGGAGGCUGAGCGACGACGGGGAGAAGGAGGAGGUGGAGAAGGAACUGGAGCUGUACUCUCUGGGCUCCAGCUCGAGGGAUUACGGAAGAGAGCUGGGGGAAGAGGAGGAGGAGGAGGAUGGGCUGGAAUGGGGUGACAGCGACGACGAAGAGUUUGCCUUCAGCUCCCACAGCUGCAGCGCGUCCUCGCUGGCCGACGCCGGAGGGGAGUCUGGAGGGCUGGGCAGCCUGAGCUCCACGUGGGACCGCCUCUGCAUCGGGGACCAGAGCGGGAGCGUCAGCAUCCGGAGCAUCAGCAUCAGGGGGAGCGUGGAGGGAACAGAGCCUGGGACGGAGGGCCGAUCGGAGUCGGAGUCAGAAUGGGACGCCGGCCUGGAGGGUGGCGAAGGCUUUGGUGUCGGCCUGGGUGAUGGUGAUGGCGCUGGUGACGAAGGCGACGAUGUUCUGGAGGCCCUGUGGAGUGCCCAGGACCGGCAGCGCUUCAAGGAGCAGGAGAUGCAAAAGCACCAGAUGCAGCUGACCAUGUACCGGCGGCUGGCUCUGAUCCGGUGGGUGCGGACCCUGCAGGCCCGCGUGCAGGACCAGCAGAACCGGCUGCAGGACAGCUUCGACGUCAUCCUCACGCACCGCAAGGAGCUGCUGCGCAUGGGGGCGGCGACUGCUGUGACCACGGCAACCGCCAGCCACUGAGAUGAGAGAUGUGGCCGGCUGCCCUCAAAACAAGAUGAGAGAGAUUUGCAGCCAGCCACUGAGAUGGUGCACAGUAAAAAAAAAAUGCAGUGUUAAUUCAACACUGAUAGCAAGUAACAUUCUAAGAUGUUAAAUCGACUGUCUAAGUGAUGAAUUACCACUGUGUUUUUAUUGUGUCGGUCAGGGUUGCCCCAAAACAAGAUAAGAGAGAUUUGGGUGAGAGUGCAUUUGAGAUCCAGGGGUGAUAUGAAAGAGUUUUUCUGAAAAUGAGAGAGACCAGCCAGGGUUACACACAGUAAAUAGUAAAGACAGCAGUGGUAAUUUGACACUUAGAGAGUAGGACAAACUAGAAGAGGGUAAAUUAAAAAUGUCACACUUUGCGUUUUGAAUUAACACUGCAAAUUUACUGUCAGAGAAUUAGGCAGGGAUAUUCUUGGGGGGAAAAGUGUUGCUUUGGACCAACCUGACAAAAAUGUGGGCGAACAGCUGCUGCUUUAAUGCCUUUUUUAAGUUGGUGUAACAAACAUAUAAUAAUGCCACAUAUAUUUGGAAUGUACAUGGCAUUGUGUUGUUAAACCAACAAACAAAGAUGUAAGCAUCGUGUUUGCCUAUUCACUUCGUUCUGGGAUUCCCUUUUUCACAGUGCACCACCUGUUUAUCUGGAGGGGGGGCUGUGGUUCUAAGAGGCAGGUUAACACACUUCUUGUGUGUGUUCGCACAGAACAAAAAUAACUAAAUAUUCCACUAGAGAAGUGUAAGAAUUAAAUCAAAGUUGUCUUGCUAUGAAGCAAUAAGACCCUUCCUUUUAAAGAGACCACUUUUUCCAAGUUAACUAACUCAAAGUAAUCAAAGGUGGCCACUUCAGAGAAUCAAAAAGAAACCCUGCCAUGUACUAUAUCCAGGGCUCUAUAGUAACAUCCUCCAACCGGCCUAAUGCUGGUGAAAACUCAAUUUAAGGGAACCAUUUUCAUUGGAGGGCCACUUCACAUUUUAUAACAUCCUCCACUGCACUUUAGGCUUUUACUGAAGGUGGCUACCUUUACAACAGACCCCACUUUCACUAACUUUCAAAUAUAACUUAAUUAUAUUGCAAAUGUAAUUUCUAAGAUUCUUUUACAAAAGAUGUCAUAUUUCAUAUGAAACUGUAUAACAUUAAAAUUAUAUUGGGGGCCGGAUAAGACAGCCUCCAGGGUCGUAAACGGCUCUCAAAACAUACAGCAAUUUCCCCAUCCCUGAUGUACAAUCACUGGCUUGAAGUGUAAACAUGACGUCACAUCCCAGAUCAGAGUGGGUUUUUUUAAGAAUAAACUAACACAGGGUUAUUAAUACAGAUGAUUUAGCCAAUGUACGUAUUAGAAUCAGGUGGUACAGAAAAAAACUGCUGUAUUUUUCUCACCUUGGGAGUAUUCCAAGAACCAAGAGCAUGGUUAAGUGAUGAACCUGGCUAAAUAAAUCUGCAUGAAGUGGAAAAUCUGCUAAUAGAUAGACCACAGGUGUCAUUUAGUAAAGAAAAUAAGGACUCUGGGCUCUUCUAUUAGAUGAUUUACCACUACCUCAAGGUUAACUUAACCUGGAUUACUACUUAUCCAAGUUCUUGGCAUACUCCCCUGGGUUAGUCACUAAACCACCUGGCAUAGUACACACUGCCCAAUAAGAAAGCACACUGUUAAUGACCACUAAACGGAAGUUACAGCCAAAGACACAAGGACCAGACCUUGCUCUGUGAUAAUGCUCUACUAGUUUCGCCCUUGUCCUUUCGGUCGUGCAGGGCCUCAAUGCCCCCAUUCAACUUCUAGAAAUGGGUGCAGCCACUUGCAGUCAGAAAUGCAUUCCGUGGUGAAAAUGUUGCAUGACGGUUAUCUCUUCUAACUCAAUUAGGAGUGCAAUGACUCAGUGGGCGACGGUGUCUUACCAAUACGUUGGGGACCCGGAUUCAAUCCUGACGCAAGGUCAUUGCCUGUUCCCCAUUUCUCUCUCCCCGUUCACCCCCCCCCCUCUCUCUCUAUUGUCCUUUCAAGGCACAAAGAGGCCCAUAAAAUAAAUUUGAAAGAAAGCACAAUAACUACCUAUCAUGCCAUAUUUUCAGCCUAGAGUGCAUGUCUAUCUGCAUGUGGCCACGACCAUGUGGCUGCAUCCAAGUUGCAUGAGGCCACUGUCAUUGAGAGUGUGGUGACGUAGGCUAGUUACUAUCUGUUGAGUGACACCUACAGUAUUCUAUGUGCUCCUGGAAUUUUAAAUAUGGCUCAGUCUGAAAUGUUUGCUCAUUCAUUACACGCAUAGCACUAUGUAGGUAACAGCAUAAACAACAUAAUGUACUGUACUCCAUGUAGCCUAGUGCUCUGUGUAGAGAAUGAGAAAAUAUUUCAGACAUAGCCUGAAUGACAGCAUGGAUUUGUAUGUGUUUUGUGUCACUGUGUGAGUUUGAGACUGCAUGUGUGUAAUGUGACUGAGUGUGAGAGAGCAGAGUGGCAGAGACAAUGUGAGUUUGUGUCCACCUGCCUGUUUGUGUGUCCCUGCCUGUUUGUAUUGUAAGUCUUUGAGAUUGAAUUCUGUUCCCGGCCAAAAUCCUAGACAGAUAUACUGAAAUAACUUUAUAAAUAAUAAAAUAUAUCAGAUUAUAUUAAAGUUUAUCGAAGAGCUUAUAUAAAAAUGUACCCAUAUAAUGUUAAAUAAAGAGAAUAAU
Messenger RNA from Engraulis encrasicolus (European anchovy), 3930 nucleotides. RefSeq lists its product as uncharacterized. The record is from RefSeq and is a predicted model, not a curated record. The coding region runs from base 87 to 1247 and encodes 386 amino acids. NCBI's taxonomy places the organism in Eukaryota, Metazoa, Chordata, Actinopteri, Clupeiformes, Engraulidae. The transcript has 4 exons.